CAGUAGAAAAUAACAUUACUAUCCGUUGGAAAUGUUGGCAACACUGAUUCCCUGAUUGCUGACACAAAAUUGCCAACCGUGAAAAAUAAAAUUGUUUAGUUGCAGAACGUCAAUACAAAUGCAAUUUUUCCUCUUUUCUCUUUAAUGUGUUGUUUCAAACGAAAAAACCUUGUAGAAUGAGUGAAAAUGAGGAGCCAAUUCUGUACGUCCUCGUUGUCGGCUUCCACCACAAAAAGGGCUGCCAGGUGGAAUAUUCGUAUCCAGAGCUUUAUCCCGGUCAUCCAAACGAGUGUCCACCCGGUUGGAAGUACCUACCGACAUUAGCAUUGCCAGAUGGAUCUCAUAAUUAUGAUACGGACACGGUAUUCUUCCACUUGCCCAGUCUUGCAAGCCCUAAACAGACUGUAUAUGGAAUAUCUUGCUUUCGACAAAUCCCUGUGGAGAAAAUAAAAAACAAGACAUCAGAUAUAACCAGAGGCACUGUGCAAAAGUCAGUAUGUGUGUUAAGCAGAGUGCCUCUGUAUGGACAGAUACAAGUCAAAAUGCAUCUUAUUACCCAUGCGUAUUUUGAAAAAGGGGAUUUUAGCAAGGUUUCAAUUUUGGAGGAAACCUUUCACCAUUUAAAUGCUGUGAUGAAACAAUAUGAUAUGAGACAACAUAGUUUUGUUGGUUUAUCAGCUAAAGAAUUUAUAUUGCAAUGGAAAAACAAGGCAUUACAGCUUUUCAAGCUGUUGUUACUUGAAAAGAGGGUUAUGUUUUUUAAGUCACCUGUACAUCCCUUAUGUUCUACAAUUUUAACGUUAGUAUCGCUAUUCCCUGAAAUGAUAGAAAAUGGACUAGACCAAUCUGCGUGCAUAAGGUUGUCUAGACCAAUGUCCCCAAUGCCAGAGUACUCAGACGAAGAAUUGAGUCCUGUUGUUAAUAACAAAGUAUUUUCUAAUGGCACAGAUAAAAUCACUACAAAAGAUGACAAAAACGUCGCUAACGAGGCGCAAAAAAAUGGAAUGGUGGAGAGGAACUGUAGUUUGGAAGGCAAAGAAAAUGAUAGUGAAGUAGAUAAUACAGAAUAUGCUUUAGAAGUGACUGAGUCUUUGGAUAAUCAAAUAAAAGAAGAUUCUCCAAUCAGUGCUACUUCAAAUAUAGGCGAGAAGAGUAGUAGUCUUAGAAGAGAAUUGAGUUCGGAUACAAUUUCUGAUGUUGUACAGAAUAAUAUGUCAUAUUUAGCAAAUCUCAGCACAGAAAGUUGUGGAUUUCCUCUAUCAAUUUACACCAAAGGUUCCUUAUGUCUACCCUAUCUAUCUUUGCCUUACAUGGAUCUGUUGUCAGACGUGAACGUUAGGAGUUAUAUUGUUGGAACAACAAAUUUUCUUUUUAAACAAAAAAGGCAACUGUAUGAUGUUCUAGUUGAUAUUGAUAGUGGUAGAAUAGAAUGUCCUGAUAUCAACUUGAGGAAAUAUCUACAUUUGACUACCGAGGAUUUGAGGUUUGCGGAAUAUUUGGUGAAGCAUGCCUCAGAGGAGAGCCAAGAUGAUUUCUUAGACGGAGUUGGAUGGGAAGGUAGUGAAGAAUGGAUAAGGACCCAGUUUAGGGUUUACUUACUCUGCCUUCUAAGGACCUCGAUGAUUCAAGAUGGUGCCAGGGAACUGGAUCAUUUCAAUUCAUCGUUCAUAACUGCGUGGAGGGAGACCCAUAACUAUAAAAUGUGGUUGAGUGGAAUCAAUCCCGGUAUUCUUGAGGUUCACCCAGGUCAUCCCUUUGCUGGACAAUUAUCUUACGCUGAUAUGAAAUUACGACUGGCACAUACAAUGCAAAAUACGGAAAGUGGCCGGAAACUGAACCAAGCAAUGGCAACAACAGGGAAAGCAGUUGCUAAUACAGGAAAAGCUGUUGGUGGCGCGAUCUCCCAAGCCAAGGGCGCGUUCUCGAGUUGGUGGAAUAACUUUAUGGUACCUCCAGACCAAAGGACUGCAGAACAAACCUCCGAACCAACCAACAAAGACAGUUUAGAAACCAAGUCGAACAUCUCAGAAACUAAGUCGAACUGCUCGGAAAGCAAGUCAAGCGGCUCAGAAACUAAGUCAAACUUCUCAGAAAACAAGUCAAGCAGUUCAGAAACUAAACCAAACUGCUCAGAAAGCAGCUUAAAUGGAUCGGAAACUGAGUCGGGCGGAUCAGAAACUAAACCAAACUGCUCGGAAAACAAACUAAACGACUCAGAAGCCAAAUCAAACUGCUCAGAAACCAAAUCAAACUGCUCAGAAAGCAGGUUAAAUGGAUCAGAAAGCAAUUCGGCAGGCAUCCCAAAGAGUAUUCAUAACGAUAAGGAAAAUGAGACGUAUAGAAGAGAACCUGUGGAAAAGUGCAAUAACGGUGUGAUUUUAAGUAGCGAUGGUGAGAAGAAAGAUACAUUUGGGGAAAGUGAGGGACAUCAACCUGGGGAGGUUCACACUGUGUAAUAGUCGAAAAAGCGGAUAAACGCGGAUGCACACCAUUGUCACAUCACACGAGAUAUCACGCAAUCUCACGCAUCUAAAUCUAAAGUGAUUUUUUUGCAGACGCGUGGGAGACAAUAGAGAUAUCGCGAGUUAAUGUUAUAUCUCGUGGUUUGUAUGCAAUUUGUGAGCUCACGUGAUGUGACAAUAACGUUAACCCAGCUUUAGGACGGACGAGGGAUAAAUCUGAGGAGUUUUGAUAUAUGUAUGUAAUUUAUAUUAGUUUUGCAGGAUAUAUUUAAAUUAUUAUAAUGCGAGAUCACAGAUUAAGGAUAUAUCUUUCUCAUACAAAAAAACAAAUUUUUAAAGCGAAAAACCGUUUUCAAAUGCGUCAAUUUUCUAAAAAUAUUUAAUUUCUAAUGUUUUCAUCAGCUUCGUUUGGCCUCCAUAAUCUUGAAAAAAGUAAUUCAAUUUUUAAAACACAAAAAGAACUUCAUAUUUGUCAGUUUUAAAAGUAUGAAAAUCGAAAUCAUUUUUGAAAUAUUUUCGCGAAUUUUUCGCGCAUCGCGAGUGUGGUAAGUAUAAAAAUUGUAUAUACAUGUUUUUGCAAUUUCCUGUUUGCAGUGUUCUCAUUUUUUUGGUCAAAAAUACAUUUUGAUUACUUUUGUCUUAUCACUUUUCAGUUUUCGAAAAAUCUUUGCUUUUCUUGGAAACUCAACUUGUUGCGAGACGAGGCUUCAAGAAAAUCAAGGAUUUUUCGAAAAGGGAAAGUGAUAAGAACGAAAGUAAUAACUCGUUUCAUUCUUCCAUAAAAGGGGAAUAUUCAGCCACAAUUUCAGAGCUGUACUUAUAUUUGUUAACAAGUUCCGAUUGAAAAAAGAAUGCACAAUAAAAUGCAUAAAAAAUGAACUUUAAAAAAAAAUUAAAACGUUGCUGUUUUAUUAUCAGAUGAAAAGGAUUUAGAAUAUUCUGAAGAGAGAUACGCGUUUGAUCUCCAUAAUCUUGAAAAAAAAAAUUUAAAUCAUUACAACACAAAAAGAAUUAUAUAUUUGCCAUAGUUUGAGAAUUUCAACAAAAAAAAAUCCUCAGACUUAGCCCAUUUGUCUUGUUAUUUUUUUCAUGCUUUUCCGUAUCACGAGAGUGGUAGGUAUAAGAUUGUUUUUGCAAUUUUACGUACUGAAUAGCUUACAUAUUGUGAAGAAAGAUACGCGGGAACAAUAAUCCUACAGGUAAAUUUAAAAAUAUUGAAAUUAUAGGAUGGUAUGAAUUUGAAAAAAUAUCGUGUUUUACCAUUUUUAUUCGAUUGCAGUUUGCAUGCAUUGUAAAAAGGUUAAUAAUAAAUCAGUAAAAGUUGGCAGACAUGUGAAGUUCAUCAUCGGCGUCUGCAGAAAUUUUGUCAGCAGCAAGGAAUAAAUUUCUGAGUAUACCCGACCCAAACACUUUUUGAACAGCGGGGGUAGCAAAUUUUCUAAGGGGAGGGGGGGUGACAAAUCCUGAAAGUUGUACACAAACUCCUGCUAAAGAUGCUGAUUUUAAGUUCAUCUAUUGAAAGACAAUGUAUGACUCAAGGUGUAUUUGUGUAGCUCUCGAAAUUGUUCUGAUUUCUUUUCAGUACAUUAUAUUCAAUAUUUUUCUAAUUUUUAUACGAGGAGGUUUUAGUGCGGGAUCGGUUGAUGACUCAGUUAUUCCGCUAUCUACAAAAAGUGUUGCCAAACAUGCAGUUGUUGCGAUAUCGAACAAAGAACACUCACCUUUGAUAACUCACACCUCGACAAUUGUUAUCUCCAGAGUACAGAAUUUUUCGUUAGAAAAAUUUUAUGAUCACAUACUUUCUCCCUGCCUUGUGGUGGAUUUCUUCGACUCGUUUUUGCAUUACAACUAACCUUUUGGUAAAUCAGAUAUAAUGCGGCCAAUAAAAUACAUAUUCUGCCAGAUGUUGAAAAAGUACGUCUUUGCUAUACACAAAUCAUUUUGCAAAGAAGACAAUUUCGAAAUAGAAACGCUUUAAAAAUAGUUUAUUAUACAAUUAUUCCAGCGCAUUUACUAUGUUGUAGUUAUGAAUCACCUUGUAGAUAUAACGAUAUUUUCCCAAUCAGGAUCACAUUCUUGGUUGUGGGUUUUUGCGUAAUUAAUCCCACACUAAAAACGAACCCUGUAUAUACAAUGAGUCAAUAGUGUCUAUAGCGAAAGGGAAUUUAUAAUAAAAAAAAAACGUUAAGCAACAAAAAAAUUGGUUUUUGUGGAGGAUUCUUCUUCUUCACUUCCUAUUUUGAUGUUAGUUUGUUUUUCAAUAUUUAUCAAAUUGUUUCAUUAUUUUUUUAUUAUCCUAAAUUGAUGAUCUACACAAAGGUGCCUAAUAAAAUGUGUCACAUUUUUCAUUACUUCUCAUAUAAAUAUUUUAAGUCAUUUUCUUGUAGUCUUACCCUUAUAUCUUAAUGUUUAAUAGACUUUGAUUUUUUCCUAAUACUCAGAUGGAAAGCUAAGCUUUCACAUUUUUGAGUAAUGUUACUUAUGUAAUUAUAUUUUUUAUGUGUAAAAAUUAUAUUUUUUGUUAAUAUUUUGUUGAUGAUAUUUUUAGUAUUGCCAUUUUUCGUACUUAGUAUGAUUAGAUAUAUUUUUGUUUAUUUUUCUAUAUGGCUGUUUUAGGAAAAUGUUCAUAUUAGGAAACCAAAACUUGUAUGUAACUCAAAAUAAAAUUGUUUUCUGUUAUGUACCUACAUUUUUAUAUAAAACCAAUCGAUAAGUAGAGUAGUCCGUUUAUGUACCUUUAUUCAUAAAAUAAAAAGAACUCGCU
Molecule: messenger RNA, 5226 nt
Organism: Acanthoscelides obtectus
Lineage: Eukaryota; Metazoa; Arthropoda; Insecta; Coleoptera; Chrysomelidae
Source: the annotation of a GenBank genome assembly